Messenger RNA from Dunckerocampus dactyliophorus (ringed pipefish), 15830 nucleotides. RefSeq lists its product as uncharacterized. The transcript has 2 exons. NCBI's taxonomy places the organism in Eukaryota, Metazoa, Chordata, Actinopteri, Syngnathiformes, Syngnathidae. The coding region runs from base 11379 to 15680 and encodes 1433 amino acids. The record is from RefSeq and is a predicted model, not a curated record.
AUUUUAUUAAGUUUCUCUUCUGCUCCUGUUCUUUUUUCUGUCCGUUUUCUCUCCAGGAAGUAAACGGCAACUAUUUUGGGUUGAGAGAGAGCGAGAGAGAGAGAGAGAAUGUCUGUCUAAAAGAAUGUUGAAUUGUGCGAGGCUGGAAUGCGGGCAUAGUGACGCGAGGCAACUGUGCUGAACUUGGUUUGACCCGCAAUUUUGUGGAGAACCUAUUGUGGCUCCGCGACCACAGUCUGUCUGGCAUCUAAGAGGAAUUUUAGGAAAAACCCUUGGAGGUGAUCCUAAAGUUUUUGCUUUAACAGAGGAAAGGGGUCCUACUGCAAGAAUGACCCUUUUGCCCUUGUGUGUAUGGUAUAUAAUCAUGUAGUGGUGUGCUGCUCGACUGAAGGCUAAACGUGAACAACUUCAUACAUCAAACUUACAGAAAACUAUUGUAAUUAACUGGUAGUAGACAUUGUUUUUCUAUAGCCAAAUAGUUCAUCAAUCGAGAGCUCGCUGGUUACUGAUUUGUAACUCCAACGUGAAGCUUCGAGACCACGGGAAGUCAUUAGCUCGUUCCCAUGGAGGCAGACGUUGCAACUUUUGUUUUGUUUUUUUUUUUCUAACUGAAGACUCAAACUGCCUUUAGUGCUCACUCCCUCCACUGUUCUCUUUUUACAGAGGGUGAGUCAUGUGGCUCAUGUAAAUAGUGAAUGUAACUGGUUUUGGAGGCUCAGGUUGACGGUAUAUUUACUGUACGUAUGGAAACGAACAAAAUGAAGUAAAAAGCCUUUCAUCGCUGUUGCAAUGCUUGCUUUAGGUUGUAUGUUGCUCUGACUGAACGUGUUUGUUACGUCAAGAUUAAUUGUCGGCAUAUCAACUGUCAACUUUUGCUUAAUAAUUGUCACACUUUUCAGCAGAUCUAACUCCUACUAUAAGCAUAAAGAAUAUAUAUAUAUAAGUAUUCAUGUACUUGUAUAUCGGGGUGGACGCACUUUUUUUUUUUUUUUUUUUUUAACCAGUCAAAAUAAUCUCCCUCUUACGAUGAAAAUAGUAGAGAUCGACCGAUAUGAGUUUUUCCAGGACUGAUACCGAUUAUUAGUAGUUCAGGAGGCCGAUAACCGAUAUUUGGAGCAGAUAUUCAUUAGCAGUAAAAGUGUAAAAAUUGGCGUAAAAAUGUUGAAUAAUACAAACACUUAACUUCGUUUAACUGCCUAAAACGUGUUUAUUUAACCAAACAGAAGAAUAGCUCCACAAGAGCAUGGAGUUCCUAGACUCAAAAGCAUCUCUUAGAAGUUAAAUAAAAACCUAAAUAGCUCCCUGAAAUGUUUCCACAGUAAAUAAAGUGACAUUUAUACAGUAUAUAACUUACCUUUUGUUUUAAGUUUAAACACAACAAAAAUCAUAGGUCGUUAACAAGCUCAGCAGCAACUCUUGUAAAGUUCAAUAAAACUUAUAUCAUAGCUCCCUGAAUUUUUUUCAGCCUUUAUCUUAGCGUACUUCCCUGCAACAAAACAAGACUGAAUUGAAUUUCGUACACUCACAAUCACACACACACAGGUUUCUACAGUCACUAACUGUCUCCACAUUGAUAUUACCAGCAGCAUUGUUUCAAGUGUAUCACAGACAUACUGUAUCGGGAGAUACCAGGAGCUAGCAAAGAUGGCGCUUGUGUUUACGCCGCUCUUGACGUUACGUUAUUGUCAUAGUUGUGAGCUGUAGAGUUUUUCAUGUGACUUUCACACAAACACACACUAUCCUCCACAUUACAUACAUUCUCCCCAAUGCUAAUUGCCAAACCGGCCAACUAAUGCUAUGGUACGCUAACCAGCCUCCAACUUGCGUGCUUCCCUCCAAUAAACAAGUGAAUUGAGUUUUUUAGGCGCUCUCUGUGAAUCACACACAUGCUUUUACUAUCACAGACUGUUGAAGGCUGGCGACAUUAUCAGCAGCCUUCUUUCAAGUGAUUCACAGACAUGUUUGGAGGUACUAUGAGCUAGCAGGGCUGCCGCUAAUGUUUACUCUGCUCUUACGUUACUCUGCUGCUCACUGUAACAUUAGUAGUAAUUGCGAGAUGUAGAGCCCUGGGAUGUUUAUUACCAUUGCGAGAGUUUUCCGCGUUUACCUUGAAAUGUAUGUUUGCUCUCAGGACGUUCUGCACACGGGAAAACUUCCCUCUCAGCCGUGUGUGUGUGUGUGUGUGUGAGAGGACCGCCUCCGCUUCAGACUGGCUCGGCCACUAACGCGUGCCGUCUGUGGCUUGCUUAACCAAUCAGAUCGUGCCGUGGGUGGAACAAUGCUGGAGACAGAAGUCGCAGCCGGUAGGAGAGAGCGAGAGGCGCGUCUGAGCCAAAAUAACUGAGUUUUAAAUUGACAUCUUGAUAUCAGCCCGUCGGAUUUAAAUAAAUGAUACGUCAAAAGUCCAAUUAUCGGCCCUGCCAAUAAACGGUCGAGCACCAGAAAGUACUAUACUAUACUAUACUAUACUAGUACAAAGGGGGAGGAGCGAGCCAACAUCUAGUACAUCGUCGCCUCGAUGCAGAAGCAUAAAGCAAGCUUUACUUUUGUAUCUAGACAAUUUAAAGUUCCAAAUUGGUUGUUCGACAAUCAAGUAGGGAUGUCCCGAUCCACAUUUUUUUGGUCGAUCCGUUUUUUGGGUGUUUUUUUUAUGGUCUUGCUGAUUCGAUCCGGUACAGAUCUUUUUUUUGUGAUAAUAAGCUUUUGUUACAAAAUUUGUGUAAUUGAAUAUGGUUAUAGACUAUAUCACAUUUUUUUUAACAAACUCUCUUUGCGCACUAGUUCCCUAGUGUGUUCCCUAGAGCAGCACUUCCCGAGCGAGCAUUAGCAGAGCCAUACAUUUUUCAUUGUGGGUGGCCACGGUGAGACCAUUACUCAGGGGGUGGCAGUAAGUUGAUACCUGAAAUGCCUAGAUGGCCAGUGGGGUGGCUGGAGAGUGACCAAGGGUAGCCACGGCCACCAUUGGCCACCACGUAGCUCCGCACCUGCGUGCAAGCUCCCCGCACAAUGACACAGCAGUCCGGGCACAGUGAGGCGGAACUGCCACUGUAGCUGCGGAGCCGAAUGUCCAACGUGAAACUAACUUCACCACGGUACACCGUGGACAUGUCUGCGUGGUGUUGCGUUUUCUUCUUAUGCGGGUGGCGGAAGUCGGGUGGCAACCAGCUUUGAGGCGCAUUACCUCACUUACCAUGUUGGAGUGUGGCUCAGAGUUCCGAACGGCAACCGGAUAGGCCCAAUCUUGUGGCGGAAGCUGAGAUAAUUUGAUCUUCAAAAUACAGCAGAGUGGCACCCGACAUCCCGACAAUUAAGCUCUAAUUUGUUUAACGUUUUGGUUUUUUUUUUAUUGAAGUAUAUGUAGAAACCGGGUGUGCCUAUGCCGAUCUUUGAUGCUGCUUUGUUAGCAUUGUUUUUAGCAUUCCAAAUCCACAUAUGACUCAAACAUUUUGGUGAUGUAAGGCAACAGUUUGAAAAACGCAUCACUGCCAUCUACAAGAUGUUGAACAACACUAAGUCACAUGCACAGUGGUUGCUCCGCACAAUUUCGGAGGACACUGUUAAACCCUGCUUCUGAUCCAGGUAGCACAUCCAGAAAUUGUAAUCAUUGUGAAACUGGAAUACACCGAUGACAGCAGACAUUAACGCCGCUUACAAGACACGUGUGUUCGACAUUGGCAAAGGUCUGCAUUCUAUUCAAUGCACUUUUUGUCCUGGGAGGAUGGUGCCUGCUUCCCAGGUUCCUGCUCAUCAUGGUGUUUUCUUGUUAGACAAAUGUGCUCUGUGUCUGGCUCCUACACCUCCAGGUGGACUUUGGUCCACAGACACCUGCUUUGUAAUUUGCAGUAGUGUCAUCACAUCUUGGGGAAUCUUGAUGGCACACGUGCAUCUUGCCGGAACAUGUUCAUCACGCUCGUGUGCACACGUGCCUGCCUCUCUUUAGACGGGCCCUGUUGCCCCCCCCCCCCUCCCCCCGCCCCUAAGCUGUACUGCAAUAAUGGAGGAGUUGUAAAGGUCUGGCAAUAAGCCCCUUGCUGAAUUCCCCCUCGACUUCAUCAAGCCCCCCCCCGACACUGUCUGUCUGGCUCUAGCAUCUUAAAGAUAGUUCAUUUUGGUUUGUCACAGAGUAGAGCCUAUUCUUAAACCCUGGUCAGGGCUCCACGUGAUGGCAAUAAUCGUGUUGGUUAUGUAAAUAAUAUGAUGUAUGACCAACCAGACAGUAUGUAACUCGCCCUUAAAUUAAACAAUAACAAAAGCCUCACAGUGUUGUGCUGUGUGCUGAUAUUAUCUGUAAAUGAGUGUUACACAGGGACAUUCAUUUCUUCCCCCAUCUUCAUACACUGGAUUUUUUUACGUACCAUGCGACCAAAGCUGCAACAUACAAUACCAGUCGGAUAUUUGUGGUGCUCUGGGAAAUCGGGCUUCCUCUCGACCUUUGUUACCACACCACCUUGUACUAUUUUGGGUCGUAAAACAACAGCAAAUGACAUGGAAACCUUGAUCUGGUCAAUAUGUAAAACAUAUCUUAUACUCGAAGGCAGCAUUCCUAAAACUCUGCAUAGGGACCCAAACGGCCCUUUUCCUUAUUUAGUUGUAAUAGUCUUGAUUUGACCAUGGGUGUGUUUUGUAUUCGCAUUGGGUGUGUUGUUUGGGUAUGUCAUCGAUCUGCGAAUUGACAUGUUAGCUCCAGUAGUCACACUGGAUGAUAUCUGAUUACGAUCUGAAGAUGUCUGAUUCAAUACGCUGCCAUGACACAUAUUCAAAUUGGCCUGAAAAAUCUGAAUUGUGUCGCUCAAUCCAUGUAGUGUAAAUCCAGCCAUGUUUGAAUCAGAAUUUAGCCUGAAACUCGUGCUUCUUAUCCAGGACGUUAACCAUAACUUCAUCAUUAUGAUUAGUACCAUUAAAUUACCUUAAAUUGUUACUGCUGCUCUAUUUUCCAGCUUUACUGACCGUGAAACAGCAACGCAUUUAGUGUGAUAUAGUACAGGAAAGCGUGGAGAAUGGGCCCGCUGUUCUAUGUAAUUGUUGCACUGUUUAUGGACGAUUGACCUCUUGCUACCAGACCCGAAAAGAUGAACCUUUUAGUCCUUCUGACAGAAAACCGUUGGAGAGCUGGCACUUGCAAGGGCUAGUUUGUCUUAGUCCGAGACAAACAAAGUCGAGAAAAUGGAACAUUGUUAGGUAAUAGGUCAUGGAUAUGAAAGAAGAAGAAGUUACUAAUAUCUUUAUGUUCAGUGUUUGUUGUACAAGUUGUCGACUUUGUUUUAGUAGUUUCUUUAGAUGUUAUUAUGUUAGUAUCCUUGCUAAUACGCAUAACACAGAUAAUAUAAACCACCUUUUUUCAACAAGAGUGGAAAAACAUUGCAUCUAAAACAUCGGUAUGUCCGCACAACAUAAAAAGCAUUUAGCAUGUUAAUACGUGGAGUAAAAUUAAAUGUUCUAUUAUGAGUCAGUUUGAGAAACAGUAAAAGCAUAUAGUGGGUAUAAUAGGGGUGUAACGAUUCAUUCACUACAUCGAUGCAUCGAUUUAUAGUCCUACGAUCCAACUACAUCCAUGUGUGUUUAGCAAGGCAUGUAUCGAGCUAACAGUGUUUAAAAAGGUAAUCAAGUGAUUGAAUCGAUACAAGGAAAUAAAGCAUUGGAUGUAAACACGGCAGGCUUUAUGUGGAUGUGUGUUUUUUAGGCACUUUUAAUAAUGAAGACUCGAUAAAGACGAAAAGGAAAUUCAGUCUGUGUCUGUGACAUCAUCGUCUUCCAGGUAUGUGGUGGUCAUGGGAGUUGUGGUGGGCUUGUGAAAUAAAGUUGAUUCGCCUUUUCUUCUUUUCUUCUAUUUAACUCAUCUGCAUUUAUUUGAAACUCCUUUUAAGUGACUUUUAUGUGGACGAUAUGCAAAGUAAGGACAUUUUGUUUACUGUCCAGUAGCAGUGACGCUUAAUGAAGUUAUCAUCCAGCGCGGCGUGUCCAGGUCAAAACAUAGGCUUACGUACGCGGAAGCAAUAAAUGGCGCUCACUUGCUUGUGUACGAGAGGACUGAGAAGAGAGGAAAGGCUGGGAAGCCGCAAUUUCUGUUGACCGUUUAUUUGUUUUGUCACACAUUUACACUCACAUUUGCUUCUUACACGCUGCACGCUAUCUGCCAUCAUUUCACAUGCAAAGUCUGUUUGCUCUCCAGGUUUGGUCUCAUCAUUAUCAAAACAUAUUACCAUAAACCCACCACACCACGGUUCUGUCCAGCGACUCUGUUAAGCGCGUCAUCAAGACGGAGGACCCAUAUGGACCCUCUCAGCGGCAAAAGGUACAGGGGGCCACAUUACUUGCUAGUUGCUGCACCGUUCUUUCAAAUGGCUGCUCUGAUCAGGAGGAUUAUUAGCACAAAAAAAGCCCCGGCAGCCAUCGGCCCGUAUAGGUGAGAAAGUUUCAAUACCUGAUUGAAGAUGCCGUACCACAUUCAUUUGCUGAGGAAUUUGCAUAAUGUCCCUCACCUUUGGGUGCAAAGUGCAGGUUAGGAUUGCACUUUUUAAAGUAAAUAAUUGAUCGUGGCAAGCUAUACCACCCUCUGUUCAUCCCGAUUUUCUAUUGCAUUUUUAACUCAUUUUUUGUAGUCACUGACAAUUUAUUCUUAAGUAUGUGCAUUAUUAAUCAUUUAUACCUGAUUCCCUUACAAAAAACAACGUGAAUCUAGGAAACUUCAUCUGCACCGGUCAGUAUCCAGGUAUUUAUUUCACAUUUUUGGCUAAAACUUUACUGAAUUGAUUUAAGGUUACUGAAUCGAUUUAAGGUUACUGAAUCGUUUCGCAUCGUAUCGUUCUAAAUGCACCAAAGUCGUUCUUGAAUCGUAUCAGCAACCACGAAUUGUGAUACGAAUCGAAUUAUUAAAAUGGGUCGUUAGACCCCUAGUUUAUGUGUUUAUCAAUUAUAACAUUAUCAUUUAUCAAUGUCCUCUGAUAUCAGCUUCUCAAAUGUGAAUAUUUUAAAAUUUCCUUCAUCAUCCAUGAAAGCAGACAUAUUAUCUUUGUGUUUUAGGCAAAACAAGAUAUUCACACACAUCAGCUUUGACUUUGGAAAACGGUGAUCAAUAUCGAUGCCUCUUUUCGGAUAUGUUGCGGGCCAAACCACUAACUGUUUGUGUUUGUAUUUGGACUUAGGAUUUGUAGUAGUCCAGAAUUGACAGUAUUUGAUGAAGAAAAUAAUUGUUAGUUGCAGCCCUACAGUGAACACAUUCAGUAAUUGCUGAGACAUGGAGAAGGGGUGUUCAAGUGCACAAGUGUAGCCAUAUGAUGUUCUUGAAUGGAAUUUUGGUACGCGUGUUGGAAAUAAACAAACCAUUACCGUUAAACCCUAUCUGUCUCCACCUAGCAGACCUCACAGUCCCCCCCUAGUGUUCAACCCUGCCAUGACAUAAAGAGGAGUUGAGGACCUGAGGACCUGUUAUACCGGAAACACUCGACACCCGGCUGCUUGCACUUAUGAUGUCUCAUGUCUUGCUGUUGUUGUUUUUGCUUGUUUUUGUUUAAAAAAGCCAGCAAACUGUAGCUUGCAGUCCAGAUGCAUUGGUAAACUCGAUUGUCGUCUUUUCACAGCUCGAAAGGGUGGUUAGUCGGGCGUUAUGUAAAUCAGCAGCACAGAGAGGUUUAUUGUGGUCGGCGUAUAAAGCAGCAUCUGCACAAACUGGCACUGUAAAUGUCUCGUUUUGGUUAUAACUGAAUCCUGGUUCUGUGCAACUCUCCAGUUUUGUCUGUACCCUGAUUCCAUCUGUGUGGUCACAGUAGAGUAGGCCAGAUAGCAGAGGGGGUCCGGUGCAAUAAUAAUGCUCUGUUAGGCUUUCAGCAGCUUCUCCAGAGGGAGGGGGGCUGCUGGUAAGCCUCAAAUGCUAUACCGUACCACAUGACUCACAUGAGUAAAAGAUCACUGAUGUUUGUGCUUUGAAUUAGUUGAGAAUGCAAUGCUGCGUGCCGUUUUUGCUUUCAUCUUUCACUUUUCAUGCAUUGGAUCUUUCUGCUAUGGCAAGAACCUCACUGAUUCUGAGCGAUGUCGGAGCCAAGGUCGCAUUUUUCAUUCAUUUUCAGACAUUCCCAUUGAUUUUAUGGCUCAGUUAGAGCUGCGCGAUUACGGCCAAAAUGACAGUCAGGAUCAUUUUGAUCAAUAUUAAACUGCAGAUCAAGACUUUCCGUUCAAAUAUGAAAUUUAAAUUAAAAAUAAAUCAUUAAUAAUAAACUAACUCACUAAAAAUAAAUAUGCCAUUGCAGAGUGAAAUCAUUAAGUGCAAAGAAAUAAAAAAAAAAAAGGCACACAAGGAACCGAAGCUUACAACAGGCCUACAGAGUCAGAUUUUAGGCGAGAAAUACGAGCCUGUCAGCAAUUUAUGGGUUCAGAGAUGUCCGAGGGUGGGUCACUAUUGCCGAAGACUCUGUCCGAGGGAGCAAUUGGUGCAGGUAUGCUCAAAUAUUUUUUGGCCAGUUUUGACAGAUGCGAGUAGACUUGGAAUUCAAAAUACCUGAAGACUAUGGAUGUUGGUCCCUUAUGAGGCUCCAGCUGCUCACCUCCAAAAGCUUCCGUACAUUACGCCUCACUUUCACAGGAGUCCACUGUUGAGCAGUUUGAGGCUGCCACUCACUUGCUAGUUACACAGCUUAAUGAACCCAUAAACGUUUGUUCGCCCCCUGGUGGUUGGCUGACUGUUGGUUGUGAAAGUGCUAGAUUUUAUAUGCAGUGGAGGCUGACGAUCUUCUUUACUCCUUCAAUCCCAGCCAUUUUUCAAAAGACAACCCCUUCUGUAGCGGCCAUUUUAGACGAUUUGGACUGAUCUUUCAAGGCACACAGAAUAUUGUAUUAUAUGGCUAUAGAAACAUGGAACCUACCGAAAGAAAGAUUGGACCCUCGUCUUUCAUCAGUAAAGGUUUGUUUCUACCUUUUUCCGUUCUCUAGUAAUCAGCUGUAGAACAAGUUUCAGGAAAAUAUCAGUUCUUGACUAGAAAAGGGAGAAAAACAGCUUUUUGUGAAAAGAUACAUUUAUAAUACAUACAAGCAUAACUUUCACUUUGACACAAAUCUUUUUUGCAUUUGUGACAGCUCAAACUAUACCAACAUAACACAAAAAGGGCUUGUCUUGCAUUAAAAUAAUUUAUUUACAACAUAUAACACAAUGAACUAUUUACAAUUUUUACAUUUGAAACUGAACUAUGUGUGCGCACGAGUGUGCGUGCGUGUGCUUGCGGUAAAAUUUCCCUAGAAUGCGUAACCUUCUGCACCCUUAGGGCUUCCCCUAGGAUUUUUUUAAGCUGUGGUGGUGGGCUGCAUUGGAGGGCGGACUGCCGCUGCUGUGUCUGAAUUUUUUAUUUUUAUUUGAUUUUUUUAGGACAAAUAGCAAUUUUUGAAUGACUUAUUUAUUAACUUAUUUGUAUAACUUUUUUCAACAACUAGCAGAACAUUGCAAAACUGUUAAUCUAAUGGCAAAGUUGCUGAGAGCACUGCCAACAUUUAAAUUGUACUUUAUUUACAAAACGCAUCUCCACUCAGUGUGCUCAUUUGUCAUUAAAUACGGGUGUUAUGUCUGAAUAGAACAAUGAUAAAAAUACUAAGAGGUGAAGCAAAUACUCUUUGGUCAGCUGGUGAGGUACCUGUUGGAGACCCCUGUGAUAGCGUCACUGUCUAAAGCUGUACAUACUGUUGAACAACUUCGACACGCAACUAGUGUUUUGAAGACCAGCCAUAAGUAUUAGAAUGAUAACGAGAGCAUGAUUGUUAAGUGACACUUUAAAAAGUAAGUUGUGAUGAUGAUCGUAGCUCGUAGCUCGCCCCGGGCAGAAAUAAAACGUGCUAACUGAAUGAGGUAAUUUAAUCGUGUAUGAUCUGUAUGGAUGCUCUUCUUUCCCUCACCAUCCUCUUGUCUUGGUGAGGCUUCUCCUUUUGGAAUAAGUGGAUAAAAAAAAGCCAAAAAUAAAGCAGAAUGUCAGUAUCUCCCAAAUUUUAGUGCAUCCCUCACAUUUUCAUUCACCAUUUUAUUGCCGUAUACUGUAUCUUAUCAAGGACUGUUUUAAGUGGGCAGUAUGUAUUCAGUCAUCCCUUGUUUAUCGUGGUUAAUCGGUUCCAGACCACACCGCGAUAAGCGCAUUUCAACAAUAAGGAAGAAAUUAUUUUCAUAGUUGGAGCAUAGAAAACGUGUUUGACUUUCUAAUUUUUAAUUCUUUUUUUUUAACCAUUAUUAGAACCCUGUAGACAUGAAGUAACAUCACCUUUACACUCCUAUUAUUUUUUCUUUACACUACGUUGCGCAACACUAAUGCGCAGGCUACGAUAUCACUGCAGGGACAUAAAAGACGGCCAUCGCUCAUAGCAUUUAGCAAGCUACCGAACUAACUAAUUAGCCUCCAAUUUAUUUGUUCGUAACUUAAAAGUUUUUCAAACGGAGUGGGGAAGAAGGACAAAGUAAGAAGUCAAAAACUUACCACUUCCGCACGGAAUGGGAGGAGAACUUUUUUCACUCUAUCAUGUCAGACAUGCCGUGGCUGACUUCAUGCAGUGUGAAGGUCAUGUAAUGUAAGGUACUGUAAUGUCUCAUCAAUGUAACGACACCUAGUGACCAGAAUACUACAGUACAUAUAACUUGACUUUUACAGUAGUAUUUGUCGACUACUAAUAGUACAUAGUCAGCCAUGAAACGGCGAUCAUUUUUCAUUAACUCAUUUUUGAAAAACCGUGUUAGAGCGAGGAAUGGGUGUUCCAACUGCGAUGUAGCGAGGGACGACUGUAUACCGUGAUACAAGCUGUGCGUUGACGACUCUGAAGUAGAUCCAAGUUUAAUUUCAAGCGUAUUGUGGAGAAGAUACAGUCCACAGGAGAGGAAAACAAUUACUGAAAUGUGAGGGGGGUAUUCAUUUUUGGAACAUACGGUAUGUUCAGUCUCCUGAGCAGAGCCUAUGUUUUCUUGUGUAAUGGCACCCCCUUGUGGACGUAUUAAGCAAUGGUCCCUAUUGUACAUACGGGUCAUUUUCUCUUUUUUUUCUCAACAUAACGUUAACGUGACUCGUCAGUUGUCUAUUCCUAUCGCUGCUCUCAUUCACUUUUUCUCAGUGAAUACUUCCACUCCUGCCCUUCAUGUUCGGUUUCCAGUUACACUACCCUGUCUUUCCUUGUUCCUACAGCUAAAGCAACGUCUUUUCACAAAAUCCUAUAAAGGCUAAAGAAGAAAGACCUGCCUCUUUCAUCUCCUUUCGGGAACUGUUUAACUGGUUGGCUAGCAAGGCCUGCACAGUGAAAAGACGGCUACUCAGCUAACGGUGAAGAAGACAGCCCUCCAACUACACCGCCAAGAAGAGCUAAGUGGCUAACCCCCUUAUACCCACGUCAUAUUGACCCUUUCACUACCGAUUUAUUAAGGCAACAUGGAAGGAACUAACACAUCUAAAAAUGAAGAUGGGCGAUCUACGAGCUCACAUGCAUCCCGUUCAUCAAGCGGCUCAACAAAAGCUAAUCUUGCCGUUGCCAUAGCAAAAGCAAAAGCCGAAGCGGCACAGGCUAGAGUAGCUCAUUCAAAAAAGGAAAUUGAACUGAAAGUUGAGCAGGCUCGCAUCCAAGCUACUCUUGAUGCACUUAAAGAAGAGAAAGAAAUGGACGCAGCCCUAGCAGAGGCAAACACAUUGCAAGCAGGGUUAAUGGACGUGGCAUCAGAUUUUGAAAAAUUAGAAAUAUGCAGCGAAGCCAACAGUCAAGUUCUUUCAAACAGACAAUAUCGACGCACUGCCGCCUAUGUGUCAGAGCAAUCCAGCUUACACUCAGUGCCACUCAGCAUGUGUGAGCUACCAUUUGUUAUUGACAGAAAUAAAGCUGUUGAAUCAACAAAAUGUAACCCGAAGAACGAGCAAGCUGCCACCUCUACCUGCAAUGUGCCUCAUUACACAUCUCAGGCUCCCUCUCCACAGAAGAGUGGCCCAUCAUCUCCCAUUCAGCAGUUAGUAGAUGGAAUCUCCUACAAACCCAGCUGCCGGAACACUGAUCGGCAGCCACUGAUCCACAUCCAGCAGUCACCGCAUGAGAUGCUCCAUGAAACUAGACAGAGCAAACCUGAAAUCACAAACGAUCUUGCCAGAUAUCUUGCCCGCAGUAGGCUGGUGACCUCGGGGCUCACAACAUAUGACGAGCAGCCACUAAACUACUGGGCCUGGAAAAUCUCUUUCCGAAGUGCGAUCAUCGACUUGGACCUAACUGAGAGGGAAGAACUAAACCUGCUAAGUAAGUACCUUGGAAAGGAGUCAGCCGAGCAGGUGAAAAGAAUAGCAGCAGUAAACGUCAGAAAUCCACCCCUUGGACUGGUGAUGGCAUGGGAACGGCUUGAUGAAACGUUCGGCUCACCUGAGGCCGUCGAGCACGCUCUCUUCAGUAAACUAGAAAGCUUCCCUAGAAUUACCAUGAAGGAUCCACAGAAGCUACGGGAUCUUGCAGAUCUGCUGUCAGAGAUGGAAGCCGCGAAACGAGACGGACAUCUCCCAGGCCUAUCUUACCUGGACACCUCAAGAGGAAUUAAUCCUAUCGUGGAGAAACUCCCACACAACAUACAAGAGAAGUGGAUAUCACUCGGUUCAAAGUACAAGCGUGAACAUCAAGUCAGCUUCCCACCCUUUUCUGUGUUUGUAGACCUCAUCCGUACGGAGGCAAAAACUCGUACAGACCCCAGCUUCAACUUCAGCCAUUACUCUACUGGAGGAAAGAAUGCAUGGGAGAGAUCUCCGAAAACAUCCGUGCAUGUUCACAAGACUCAAGCUUCCCCAGCAGUAGAUGGAGAAGACAACGAAAGUGGUGACCCAAACAAAUAUUGCCCCAUUCACAACAAACCUCAUCCUUUGGCGAAAUGUAGAGGCUUUAGAGAAAGGAGUUUGGAAGAACGUCAACAGCUUCUAAAGGAACACUCCAUCUGCUUCCGAUGCUGCUCCUCCACUCAGCACCUUGCCAGGAACUGCUCAGCCGACAUAAGGUGCUCAGAAUGUGAGAGCAUAAACCAUGUUGCAGCCCUCCACCCUGGACUCUCUGCCCGGAGGUCUAAAAUGUCAACCCCGACUUCAGAGCACUGGGAGGAGGAAGACAAAGUGGAUGUACAGGAUCACAUUUCUAGGCAAGACAUCACUUCAGCUUGCACUCAGGUGUGUGGCGAAGGACUCAGCGCGAGAGCAUGUGCCAAAAUAUGCCUUGUCAACGUUUACCCAACUGGACACAGAGAGAAGUCCAGGAAAAUGUAUGCAGUACUCGACGAACAGAGCAACCGCUCCCUCGUACGCUCUCAGUUUUUUGACCUCUUCAAGGUUUCAGGGUGCUCCUACCCAUACACACUAAAAACGUGCGCUGGGCUUAAAGAGACUGCGGGGAGGAGAGCCAAAGGUUACAUGGUGGAGUCAAUAGAUCAAAGUUUGAGCAUUCCCCUGCCAACGCUUCUCGAGUGCAACCAACUCCCCAACAACCGCUCUGAGAUACCUACUCCAGAUGCAGCCUACCACCACACCCACCUGAAGCGGAUCGCCAACAAAAUACCUCCACUUGAUCCGAAUGCCAACAUACUCCUCUUGCUAGGCAGAGAUAUAUUGAGGGUGCACAAAGUCCGCGACCAGAUCAGCAGUCUAGGCAAUGCUCCAUUCGCCCAAAGGCUGGACCUAGGCUGGGUCAUCAUUGGUGAUGUAUGUCUCCGCGGUGCCCACAGACCAUCUCAGGUGAGCAGCUACAAGACAUGCAUCCUAGAGAAUGGUCGCACAAGCCAUCUGCAGCCAUGCACUAACCAUAUCAGGGUCAAGGAGAAGUUCAGUCACUCAUCUACACCGCAAUACCGACCCGCACCCACCUCCACACUGUUCAGCAGAAACAGCUUGGGACAGAACGUCUUUGCACAAACAGCCAAUGACCAUCACCUCGCACCAUCAUUAGAAGACAUCAGAUUCCUCCAGAUCAUGGACAGUGAGUUCCAUCAAGAUAGCUCCAACAGCUGGGUGGGGCCCUUACCUUUCCGUUCUCCAAGACCACGGCUGCCUGAUAAUAGGAAACAAGCACAAGACCGCCUGCUCUCACUCAGACGCACCCUGGAAAAACGUCCUCAGAUGAAGGCUCACUUUCUAGAGUUCAUGGAGAACCUGUUCAGGAGAGAACAUGCGGAGGCCGCACCGACCCUACGAGACGGACAAGAGCGCUGGUAUCUACCGCUCUUUGGAGUAUACCAUCCCAAAAAGCCUGACAGGAUCCGUGUAGUCUUCGACUCAAGUGCACCAUGUGAAGGGGUGUCACUCAACGACGUCCUGCUCAAAGGCCCCGACCUUAACAACAGUCUGCUGGGCGUACUCAUGAGGUUCAGGAAAGAGCAGGUAGCCAUCACUGCAGACAUCGAGCACAUGUUCCACUGCUUCAUUGUGAGGGAAGACCACAGGGACUUUCUCCGCUUCCUAUGGUUCAGGAACAAUGACCUUAACUCCGACAUUGUGGACUACAGAAUGAGGGUCCACCUUUUUGGCAACAGCCCGUCCCCGGCCGUGGCUGUGUACGGCCUACGGAGAGCUGCCAAAAAAGCAGAAGCGGACUAUGGCAGUGACGCAAGAGAACUGAUCGACCGCGAGUUCUACGUGGAUGAUGCACUCAAGUCCUUCAACACUGAAGAAGAAGCUGUUAGUGUUCUCCGGCGAGCUCAGGAGAUGCUUGCGGCCUCCAACCUCAGACUGCACAAAAUUGCAUCAAAUCGCCCUGCUGUCAUAGAUGCAUUCCCCCCAGAGGACCGCAGCAAGGAUGUCGGAGACUUGGACCUCUUUGUCGAUGACCUACCCGUCCAACGUAGCCUGGGUUUGUCGUGGAAUAUGUGCACAGACUCCUUCACCUUCCAGAUUGCAGAGAGCCAGAAGCCAUUUACUCGCAGAGGGGUGUUGUCCACAGUGAACAGUCUCUAUGAUCCCCUAGGCUUCCUCGCACCUGUCUCUGUUCGAGGAAGACUGAUACUGAGAGCCCUCACCACUCAAGCAGAAGAUUGGGACUCGCCACUUCCAAGAGACAUGGAGACUGAGUGGACCAGCUGGAGAGAGUCUCUCCACGACCUAACAAAAUUACAGAUACCACGCUGCUACACACCCUUCUCCACAGCAGGGGCCCAAACAAGAGAACUCUGUGUCUUUGCAGACGCAUCAGUGAAAGCAGUAGCAGCUGUAGCCUACAUUAGGGUGACAAACAAAGAUGAACAAACUGCGGUUGGCUUCGUGUUCGGCAAGACAAAGCUGGCUCCACAGCCCGAUCUUACUAUUCCCAGGCUCGAACUGUGUGCCGCUGUACUCGCAGUAGAGAUAGCCGAGAUGAUAGUCGCAGAGAUGGACGAGACAUUUGACGACAUAACAUACUAUACUGAUAGCAAAGUUGUACUAGGGUACAUCCACAACCAAUCAAGGAGGUUCUAUGUCUAUGUCCACAAUAGAGUCCAGCGAAUCCUCCAGUCACCAUGCUCUGGCCAGUGGAAGUAUGUUCACACUGACCUCAACCCAGCCGAUAUUGGAUCGAGAUCUGUGACUCCAGCUGUCCUGAACAGCACGAUAUGGUUCACAGGACCCACUUUUCUACAAAAUACUCCAGCAGCUUCAUCAACGCCUUGCGGAGGUUCUUCGCUGUUAGGGGCCCCGUCAAACAAAUACGGUCUGACCGUGGGACCAAUUUCGUCGGUGCCUCUCGAGAACUGAAUAUGGACAAACCAAUUCAGAGCGCCGAUGCAGUAGAGAAAUUCCUCAGCACCCAGAGCUGCUCCUGGGUCUUCAAUACUCCCCACGCGUCUCACACGGGUGGCGCAUGGGAGCGCAUGAUUGGCAUCGCCCGCCGCAUUCUAGACUUCA